UUUUAUUUCUUCGUUUCGCUGAUCCCAAGUGUGCCCACAGCCACAGUGUCCUCCUUGAACACUUUGCAUCACUUACAUAUACGUUAGGGAGGGAGUGGUUGUACAAUAAUACGUGAUUUAAAGGCAUCAGCCAUCGUGCAUGGUAUGAAAGACGACCUUAACCUCAGAGAAGGAUUCCGCUCCAAUUACGUGUCUUAUACUAAAGUCGUCCAACAUUUUUCGUGUGCCAAGAGCUUCUCUUUUCGCUUGACUUACUGGCUGAACAUUUUGCUCCAAACGUGCUCCAUACGCUUUGAAAUUCUAUUUCUAGUUGAAUCUUAACAUCAGAAGGGUGUUGUAUGAGUCAAAAAAUAGAAAAGCCAGUACUGUCAGGUCAACGUAUAAAGACCAGAAAAAGAGAUGAAAAGGAAAAAUAUGAUCCCACUGGAUUUCGAGACGCGGUUUUGCUUGGUCUCGAUAAGGCUGGUAACGACCUAGAAGCGAUAUCCAAAUAUCUGGACACGGCUGGUUCCAAAUUGGACUAUCGUCGGUACGGAGAGGCUUUGUUUGAUAUUUUAAUAGCUGGUGGCCUCUUGGUACCUGGUGGUUCCAUAGCUCAAGAUGGGGAUAAACCAGUUAAGACGACAGCAUGUGUCUUUGAACAAGCAGAAGACAUGGAAUCCAUGCGGAAUUUCGAACAGGUAUUUAUUAAGCUCAUGCGGCGGUAUAAAUAUUUGGAGAAAAUGUUCGAUGAAGAAAUGAAGAAGGUGUUGGUAUUCAUGAAAGGUUUCACUCCGAAAGAAAGAAUCAAGCUUGCUAGGAUGACGGCCUUGUGGAUCUCAAAUGGUUCCGUACCACCAACUGUGCUCUCUGUUCUUAUUAACGAACACCUUGUUAAAGAUAAUCUAGCUUUAGAUUUCUUACUCGAGGUGUUUGUUACGUGGAAACAAGAAAAAGGACUUCCCAGUCUUAUGACAGCCUUAAAACGCGGAGGGAUCGAAGGAAGGUUAAUGGAAUUCGUACCACUGAAUAAGAGAUCCGAGGAAUACUUUCGAUCUGUAUUUGAGGCUGUCGAUUUGGCAGACAUAGUCAAAUUGCACAAGGCCCAAGCUAGCCAGGAAGCAAAACGUGAUCUGCAACAACUUCUUCUGGACAACUUGGCCGACAACCGAGCUAUAAAAGAUAUUGUCAUUGAUCUCAAGGACAUGGCUCUGAGAUGUGUUAUUCCAGAACAUGAAGUCAUUGGUUUGAUUUGGACUGUAGUUAUGGGUCAGGCGGAAUGGAACAAGAAAGAAGAAUUAGUCGCUGAACAAGCGUUGAAACAUUUAAAAAUUUACACUGCGCUAUUCGGUGCUUUCACAACCACUGCCAGAUCUGAACUCGCGCUCAUUCUUAAAGUUCAGGAAUUCUGUUACGAAAACAUGAACUUUAUGAAAGUCUUCCAGAAGAUAGUCUUACUCUUCUACAAAACCGACGUAAUUUCGGAAGAAGUGAUUUUAAAGUGGUACAAGGAGGGACAUUCUGUCAAGGGCAAAAUGCUGUUUUUAGACCAGAUGAAAAAAUUUGUCGAGUGGCUCCAAAACGCAGAAGAGGAAUCAGAAUCUGGAGAAGAUGAAGACUAAAUUAUAGCAAUAUAUUCAAACAACAUUUCCAGAACUCAAUACUUCAGUAUUCUGUCCAAGGAAUUCUCGAGCAAAGCUGUAACUUACAAAAUGAUAAAAAUUUGAGGAAAGGGAAAGAGCAGAAUAGAUAUCCUCGAAUUUUGUAAUCAAUUGGCAAAAAUCUUAUAUUAUUAGGAGAGAUGAAUUGUCAAUUUGAAAUGUUUCUGGAUCAUAUUCCUUUGAGAAAACAUAUUUUGUGUUACAAUUUUUAUAACUCCACUACAAAAUAUAUACAGAAUAACAAAACAAAAAUUAAAAAAGAUCAUGAAGGAAUUUUAUCCCUGUGUACGUACAAUUUUCGGAACCCGAUCUUACUUUGUAUGAUAAUUGUAUUAGUUUAUAAAAAAUAUACUGUCAGGUGGUGUUUGA
This is a messenger RNA of Belonocnema kinseyi, 2009 nucleotides long. RefSeq names its product protein krasavietz (gene kra). Gene Ontology annotation, molecular function: protein binding. The transcript has 10 exons. The record is from RefSeq and is a predicted model, not a curated record. Bases 339 to 1601 code for a protein of 420 amino acids. Gene Ontology annotation, cellular component: cytoplasm; membrane. NCBI's taxonomy places the organism in Eukaryota, Metazoa, Arthropoda, Insecta, Hymenoptera, Cynipidae.